AUGUCAGAACACAUGCUCCCGUUGGAGGGAAAUGAGUUGUGGAAGGAAUGUGUUCGAUGGCUUGUUGAUAUGGGGGUUCUCGACCAUCGAUUAGCACCUGGUAAUUCUAUGCUAGAAUUCGCUACAAUGCUAAGAGAUGGUGUCUUGUUGUGUCGCCUGUUAAACGAGUUAUCUCCCAGUUGUAUUGAGGAGAAAGAAAUUCAACGGCGCCCUCAUAUGUCAGAGUUCACGUGUCAUAAAAACAUAUGCCUAUUCCUCGGUGCCUGCAAAACCUUUUUUAAUUUGAAACAAGAACAAAUGUUUGAAGCAUGGGAGCUGUUUCGAUUACAAGACUUCGUAAAGGUCCUAUCCGUCCUCUCUAUAUUGUCCCACUCAGAAUCUGCGUUGGCAAAGAGCAUCAGACCGUUCCCUUCCAAAUUGAAUGCUGCGCUAUGUUCCACUCUUCCUCUUCGAAUAUAUCCUCCUCCGGAAGAAGAAGCUAUUUAUCGCAGUUUACAAGAUGACGUAGAAAAAGUAGACUUGGAUGCUGCUAUCUAUGACAUCUCACCCUCAAAGAAUGAAGAGGAGCCUCAGUUUAUCUACGAUCACAUCGUCUGUAGGAUGGACAGCCAAAGGAGAAACGAUGUUUGGUCAAGUUUCUCGCCAUCUUCGAAACGAGAACACUGCAUAAAGGAGCUACUCGACACUGAACAAAAUUAUGUUGAGAAGGCAUUGAAUAUGAUAAUCAACAAGUUUUACGAGCCGCUUCAAAAGGUUCUUCCGGAGAUAGACCACAAAUUGAUUUUUAUGAACAUCAUGACACUGUGGAAUUUGCAUCACUCGUUUCAUAGUGACUUGCGGCAUGCAGUUUUGAAAACGUUGGGUUUGAACCAACCAAGUGAAGGUGGUCGGCCAAGUUCUUUGGCUUUGGGACGAACUGUUGGUGAUGUUUUUGUUCAGCACAAGGACAAAUUCAUCGCCUACGGCCCUUAUUGUAUGGGUCUUAGCGAUUCGAGAGCUCGUAUACUCGAGUUGGAAAAGAGCGAUCCUGCUGUGAAGGCUAGGAUUCAUGAAUGCGCGGCGUCCGUCAACGACAACCAGUUCAAGUUACAGGAUUUGCUGUGUAUACCAAUGCAACGCGUUUUAAAGUAUCACAUAUUACUCUCGGUCAGCUUCGAAUAUUUUUGA
This is a messenger RNA of Haemonchus placei, 1167 nucleotides long. The record is from the annotation of a GenBank genome assembly. NCBI's taxonomy places the organism in Eukaryota, Metazoa, Nematoda, Chromadorea, Rhabditida, Trichostrongylidae.